GUAACAAUCUUCCUCUUUUUCCACUUAACAUGUUAAAAACUGCGUAAGAAUACCUGGUACUAAAUAAGUACAAAAAGCUUAAAUACAUUGAUUUACAUUUGAAUAACUUAAUUAUAAAAACGAUGGAGUCGAAGACAACGCUCUCUCGUGAAAUAAAUUUGAGGCCAAGGGAUACUGGAAUGCGUCUACGUAUAACUGGGGAUGAACUUUAUAAUGAACGGUUUCAAGAAAAACAACCACGUCUCCGAAGGACUGAAAAAUCAUACGGCAGCAUUUUUCCUUACCUAUGGAUGACGGCGUAAUAUACAUAAAAACUGUUUCUUGUGACGAGACGAUGAUAAGUUUUUGUUUGAUUCUCUCAAUGGAAUCCUUUCAAGAUACAGCCCAAGCCGUUCAAUAAAGAAUUGAACCGUAUACAAGAAUCUCUCAUCGGCUGUACCAUGAUUUACGAGCUUUGAAAUAUACAAACUACACAUAAGCAGUGCUAAACCUCACCUUGAUCCGGCGUUCGUCACGCAUGAGAGGAGCGCACUUCAACACCAUUUUACGUUAAAAUCUCAGUAAACGCUGGCGGCGUUACGUAGAAAACGUAACGUGCUCGUGCUGGCACACUGACUGGAGAAUACAUGGGUCGAGGAAAGAAACACAGAGACAGACAGAAAAGAAAGAAAAGGAGUGAGUCUGAUAGUGAAAAUAGAUCCAAAAAAACAGUUCAAAUAUGGUGGACAUUUGACCAGCGAAAUACUUAGUGCGGCCAAUAGUGUUCUCUAUGACAGUGACGUUGAAAGUGACUUGAAUUUAAGCACGUACGAUAACGAAGGUGAUAUUUCUGUAUUCUUAACUUCAGCAUUAGACUAGCUCCUAGACUAUGAUAUAUAUAUUUUUUUUACAUUUUUAUGAUUUUAUGUAGUGAACUGAGCCAGUUUAUAUUCUAUGUCCAAUAUCAUAGUCUGGUACAAUCCGAAAAUUCACAAACCUGAUUUUAGCUUUGUUAUCAAUCAAUAUCAAGUAGUGACCACAGCCUAACUGAUCAAGAUCAAUGGUUUUCUGCCACAUGUUUAUGCAACUAAUUGAUACCAUCUGGAAGCUGGGAGCUACAACUUAGAGGUCAACUGAGAUGAAAUCUGUAAGAAUUUCAUUUCUUUGUAAGAAUGGAGAAUCUGAAAGAUGCUAUUGCGUAUGGCUUGUCAAAAAAUGUAUAUAAGGAUUUAAAACCAUAUCAAGGCACUGUCAUUGAACAAUAUAUGAGUGGAAAAGAUGUGUUAUUUUGUUCACCAACUGGGAGUGGUAUAAGUUUAUCUUUUGAGAUAGCACCUUUUUUGUUUCAAUAUCUUGAACAUAAACAGGCAGAAUGCACAUGCAUAGUGGUGUCACCUCUUGCUGCAUUAAUGAAAGCUCAGGUUCAGGAACUGAAUAAAUGUGGUAUUAAGGCGUUGUAUCUAAUGGACAGUGAAACGCAAAGCCAGCCACACAGAUCUGAGGUAAAUGAUGCAGCGAAUGGAUAUUAUGAAUUGAUAUUUUCAAGUCCAGAAACACUUCUACAGGGCAGCAGAGAUCUUGUGAUGUCUUUGUCCAAAAAGGGAUAUCUGAAAGUAAUCUUCAUUGACGAGGCACAUUGUGUAAAGAAGUUUGGAAGAGCAAACACUGGAAGUAAAUCAUUUCCGUACAGACCAUUUUAUGGGGCACUUGGAGAACUGCGUUCACUUUCAGGACCGCGUGUACAUGUAGUUGCUUUAACAGCAAAAGCAUCACAGCAAGUCAGAGAGAUGAUCACUAAAGAUCUUUGUAUGAACAAAAAUGUGUUUUACCUGUCAGCAAAUCCAAAUAAAACAAACAUCAAAUACUGGGUGCUUGAGACACCGCGAGCCCGAGGAGACAUUAAUAAGGACUUUAACUGGCUAGUAGAUUUUCUCCGUACUGAAGGGAUCAAUACUCCGCGAAUGAUUGUAUUCUUCAGAAAGAUUGAACACAUAGCUGACGUGUAUGAACAUCUAAAGACUUUACUUGGACGUUCUGCAUAUGUAAAUUAUGAUGUAACCAAAGCAAAUGAUGACAGAAAUAGGCUCUUUGAUAUGUAUCAUUUGAAAACAGAUGAAGAAGUCAAGGAGUCAAUAGCAAGCUCAUACCAAAUCCCAGAUGGACAUACCCGUGUGGUUCUGUGUUCAACAGCUUUCAUUAUGGGAUUAGACGUGAAAGGUGUUAACACAGUCAUUCACUAUGGAGCUUCCAAUGACUUGGAUGACUAUCUACAAGAAUCUGGCCGAGCAGGUAGAAAACACAACGAGAAAUGCCAUUCUAUUGUGAUAAAAUACAAAAUGUGUCUUUCAAGCAAAAACAUUACUAAAGAUAGGAAAGAAUUCAUCAAGACUGGUUCUUGCCGAAGGAAGGUGUUAAUAAAUCCCUUUACGGAAGAAAACACAAUCAUUGAAGAUCACGACUGUUGUGAUAACUUUGCUGCUAAAUGUGCAUGUCUCUGUUUCUGUACCAGUAGUGAAAUGUGUUGUUGUGAGAGUAAAUGUCCUCAAAAUGCAUCUUCGGUAUAUGACAGAAUGAAAUUAUUCAUACAGAAGAUAUUGAUGCUGAUGAUACUGAUGAUUUCUGUGAAGGGUAUGACAGUGAUAGUGACAUUGAUGAACACAUCAAGAGAAAACCUGUUAAUCUGGACUACUCAUCAAAUGAAGAUCAAUGAGACAUACAGUACAAAAAUUUGAAGAAAUAAGAUAGCAGAUGACAUACCAAAAAUCACGAAUCACAUGAUUUUAGUUAAUAGAGAAAGUACCAAAAUAUUAUUUUUUCUAUGUAUGACUAUGUAUAUAACACAGCCCACUAUUUAUUUAUAAUGACAAGCAAUUACAGGUGGAGAAAAUGACAUAUAAUGUGUACUAAGACAUGCCUCCUUACUAUCUUGCUACAUUUUGCUGGUUAAGAUCUUUACAUACAUGUUUCAGUGAUUAAUAGAAAUGAAACAGAUAUUUCUCACGAUUCUUAGUGAAAACUAAGUUUUCAGAUUUUGAUUUAAAAGAUGAAAUAAAACGAAAAUUUAAUUGUUUUACUGUUGAAAUCAAAAUUCUUUCACUUAAUCACUUGUGAACUAAAGAUUUAUUUUUCAACAAAACAACAUUUUUGAUACUUAAACGUUCUUUUGACAAUAUUUAAACAAGAUAAAUGUUUUAAAUACAUAUCUGAUCUGUCGCAUUGAAAAAGGUAAUCUUUUCAAGUAAUAUCUGUUACUUAUGUUUCUCAAAUACAACGCAGUUCUUCAAAAUGGAAUUUUAUGCAUUCAGUCAUAUUUUGAGCUGAAACUCUUACAUGACAAUCAUAGUAACUUUUUAAUAAAAAGUCAGUACUUAUA
Messenger RNA from Mercenaria mercenaria, 3352 nucleotides. RefSeq lists its product as uncharacterized. Gene Ontology annotation, biological process: double-strand break repair via homologous recombination. The coding region runs from base 1152 to 2711 and encodes 519 amino acids. Lineage: Eukaryota; Metazoa; Mollusca; Bivalvia; Venerida; Veneridae. The record is from RefSeq and is a predicted model, not a curated record. The transcript is spliced from 3 exons. Gene Ontology annotation, cellular component: cytoplasm; chromosome; nucleus. Gene Ontology annotation, molecular function: nucleic acid binding; ATP binding; four-way junction helicase activity.